Molecule: messenger RNA, 5519 nt
Organism: Choloepus didactylus (southern two-toed sloth)
Lineage: Eukaryota; Metazoa; Chordata; Mammalia; Pilosa; Megalonychidae
Gene: SMURF1
Product: SMAD specific E3 ubiquitin protein ligase 1
Exons: 19
Coding region: 292-2568 (758 amino acids)
Biological process (GO): ubiquitin-dependent protein catabolic process; negative regulation of BMP signaling pathway
Molecular function (GO): ubiquitin protein ligase activity; protein binding
Source: RefSeq, a predicted model, not a curated record
GAAGCGGUGAGGGCGGCGGGCGUCCGGCUCUGAGGUGGUAGAGGCGGCGGUGGCGGCUCUGCACUGGGCUCCGCGGGGAGCGCGCGAGGGUCGGGGCGCGGGGCCGAGUGCCAGUUCCCGCUCGACCAUCCGCCCGCCGCCCGGACGCCUGGGCCGCGGAGUUUGUGCCCCGGCUCGGACCCCGGCGCCCAGCCCGGAGCCGUAACCUUGAGGCGGCGGCGGCGGGGCCGGGCCGGGCCGGGCCGGGGGGCGGCGGCGCUGGAUCCGCGGCUGCCGGAUCGCAGGCGGGAGAUGUCGAACCCCGGGACGCGCAGGAACGGCUCUAGCAUCAAGAUCCGUCUGACAGUAUUAUGUGCCAAGAACCUUGCAAAGAAAGACUUCUUCAGACUUCCCGACCCUUUUGCCAAGAUUGUUGUCGACGGGUCCGGGCAGUGCCACUCAACUGACACGGUGAAGAACACGUUGGACCCCAAGUGGAGCCAGCACUAUGACCUAUACGUGGGGAAAACUGAUUCGAUAACGAUCAGCGUGUGGAACCACAAGAAAAUUCACAAGAAGCAGGGAGCGGGCUUCCUGGGCUGUGUGCGGCUGCUCUCCAACGCCAUCAGCAGAUUCAAAGACACCGGCUACCAGCGUUUGGAUCUAUGCAAACUAAAUCCCUCAGAUACUGAUGCAGUUCGUGGCCAAAUAGUGGUCAGUCUGCAGACCCGGGACAGAAUAGGCUCCGGAGGGUCUGUGGUGGACUGCAGGGGACUCACGGAAAACGACGGGACGGUGUACGAGGACUCGGGGCCCGGGCGGCCCCUCAGCUGCUUCCUGGAGGAGCCGGCCCCCUACUCGGACGGGCCCGGGGCCGCCGCCGGGGCGGGGGGCUGCCGCUGCUUCGCCGAGUCCCCCGGCCAGGACCACAGGCUCCCCGCGCAGCGCGCGCGCAACCCCGAGGUCCGGGGCGCGCUGCAGACGCCGCAGAGCCGGCCCCACGGCCACCAGUCGCCCGAGCUGCCCGAAGGCUACGAGCAAAGGACGACCGUUCAGGGGCAGGUUUACUUCUUGCACACACAGACCGGAGUCAGCACGUGGCACGACCCCAGGAUACCAAGUCCCUUGGGGACCCUUCCUGGGGGAGAUGCAGCUUUUCUAUACGAAUUCCUUCUGCAAGGCCACACCUCCGAGCCCAGAGACCUGAACAGCGUGAACUGUGAUGAGCUGGGACCUCUGCCACCAGGUUGGGAAGUCAGAAGUACAGUUUCUGGGAGAAUAUAUUUUGUAGAUCAUAAUAACCGAACGACCCAGUUUACAGACCCGAGGUUACACCACAUCAUGAACCACCAGUGCCAACUGAAGGAGCCCAGCCAGCCGCCGCCCCUGCCCAGCGAGGGCUCCAUGGAGGACGAGGAGCUGCCCGCCCAGAGAUAUGAAAGAGAUUUGGUCCAGAAGCUCAAAGUCCUCAGGCAUGAACUUGCACUUCAGCAACCCCAAGCUGGUCAUUGCCGCAUCGAAGUAUCCAGAGAAGAAAUAUUUGAGGAGUCUUAUCGCCAGAUAAUGAAGAUGCGGCCAAAAGACCUGAAAAAACGACUAAUGGUGAAAUUCCGUGGAGAAGAAGGAUUGGAUUAUGGUGGCGUGGCAAGGGAAUGGCUUUAUUUACUGUGCCAUGAAAUGCUGAAUCCCUACUACGGGCUCUUCCAGUAUUCUACAGACAACAUCUACACAUUGCAAAUCAAUCCAGAUUCUUCAAUCAACCCUGACCACUUGUCUUAUUUCCACUUCGUGGGUCGGAUCAUGGGUCUGGCUGUGUUCCACGGACACUACAUAAACGGGGGCUUCACAGUCCCCUUCUAUAAGCAGCUCCUGGGGAAACCCAUCCAGCUCUCGGACCUGGAAUCGGUGGACCCCGAACUCCACAAGAGCUUAGUGUGGAUCCUGGAGAACGACAUCACCCCCGUGCUGGACCACACUUUCUGCGUGGAGCACAACGCCUUCGGGCGGAUCCUGCAGCACGAGCUGAAACCCAAUGGCAGGAACGUGCCCGUCACAGAGGAGAACAAGAAAGAAUAUGUCCGGCUGUAUGUAAAUUGGAGGUUUAUGAGAGGAAUUGAAGCCCAGUUCCUGGCUCUUCAGAAAGGGUUUAACGAGCUCAUCCCUCAACACUUACUGAAGCCUUUUGACCAGAAGGAGCUGGAGUUGAUAAUCGGAGGCCUGGAUAAAAUAGACCUGAACGACUGGAAGGCCAACACCCGCCUGAAGCACUGCGCGGCAGACAGCAACAUCGUCAGGUGGUUCUGGCAGGCGGUGGAGACCUUCGAUGAGGACAGGAGGGCGCGGCUCCUGCAGUUUGUGACGGGGUCGACACGUGUCCCCCUCCAGGGCUUCAAGGCCUUGCAAGGUUCUACAGGCGCUGCAGGGCCCCGGCUGUUCACCAUCCACCUGAUUGACGCGAACACAGACAACCUCCCGAAGGCCCACACCUGCUUUAACCGGAUCGACAUCCCACCCUACGAGUCUUAUGAGAAGCUCUACGAGAAGCUGCUGACCGCGGUGGAGGAGACUUGUGGGUUUGCUGUGGAGUGAGGAGCGACCGGGGCUGCAGGCCCCAGCCCACGGCCCACCAGACAGACCCGAAGCACCUCACUCUGCGGCCCCCAUGAAGUGCCCAAGGCCCUGGGACCCUAGAUGACCUGAGGGAGAGGGGUUGGCUCCCGCCUGUGUUGGGGAGGGCGGGAGGACUUUGGUUGGUGGCUCCCACCCGUCUAUUCCUCCUUUAUUAUGAUACUUCCGCCCCUUUCCAUCCCCUGUCCGAUACCACGCAGCCAGGGGCAGCACUUGGCGUUGGUUGUGUGGGAAUGUUCUGCUGGGUUGUCACGGGCACUGUGCCAGGCUCAGGCCCGUGGGCUCCUGUCGGGGGCCGGCCUGCAGCUGGGCCUGCGCUUGGCCGCCUGGAGGGCUGGAGUGGUGGAUGGAUCACUCUUCCGUCUCUGGACAGUCUCAAGGGCUCUUUUUAAAUUCAGCAGUUGAUGGGUAUCUUAUUAGAGCUGAAAUUCCAAAUUUCACAUCCUAGCAGCGUGCCCUGGGUAGCAGAUUAAUUACUACCUGAAAAAUAACUGAUGUAUGGUUAUUGGAAUUCUGUCACAGCAGGAAGCUCUGGUCAGAAAUGUUUCCCCUUUGGGAAGGUAAAGGAAUUGGGGCAGCUUUCCCUGCAGGCAUAGGGGGUUCCUUUCCAGGGUAUCCAGGCUGAAAAAUCUGUUUUGCACAGAGAAAAAUUAUCUUUCCUUCUAAGGGUCCCUUUUGCCACAUUAGCCAAUUAGAAAUAUUUUUUCAAUGAAAACAUCACAUAAUGAAGCUUAUAAAAGAACAGAUAAGACCAGCCUCAGCUCCAGCUGGUCCCCAAGCUGUGAUCCUCACCCUGUUAGACUCGGCAGAGCCUGGGCUCGUCCCUGAACUAUUGACAGACGAUUAAGGGGAAACUGCUAAGAGCUGAACUAACAAAACAGAACUCUGUUCUCACAGCUACUGGCUUGGUGAGAACGCGCUUACAAGGAGAGGGGGGUGAGUGGAGCCGCUGUGACCCCGGGACGGCGCAGGGGGCUGCGACACAGGACCCUUGGCCCCUCCCCCAGUGUCAGAUGGGGGCACUAACGGCUGCUGUCAGUUCACCCGCCAGGUGUCUUCAUGUGAGGAAGGCCAAGCUAGCCUAGACCUUAAUUGCUAAUGCCGUUUUCCAGUGUGCACGGCAGUUCCAACAGUAUCUUAGCAAAGCGGCAGGAUUCGAGGUGCCAAGUUUCAGUGGAAAGAAGUAGCGUUUCCUGUCUGGUUUUCUGGUGGUGGUUUUUAUUUUGUUGGGAGCAAGCAUAGGCAAUUCAUUAACAGAUAUUUAGCUGCUGUUAAAGCUUAUGAGAUAAGCCUGGGGACACAGCCGUAGGUCUGAGCUGGAUGACUGUUUUACCUGUUCUUUUUGUUACUAAACCCUUGAACAGUGGGGUUUGGGAAGUCUGCCUGCUCCUCUGCAGCCCACUGUGGUCCUUUUUGCUUGCUCCCAAAGGGGUUUGGCGUGGGGAACACAUGGCCUUGGGCCACCAAGGGUCCAGGAUGGGAGGGAGGCCAGGUGGGAUUUGCUCAGAAGGAAAAUUGAGUCCAUUCAGAAUGUCCAGGCCAAACUGAGGGCUGCUUUCUCUGCAGCUUUGCCUUGAUCCAGCUGCACUUCUGUGCCUCCUGUGAUGCUUUCUGAGCGCUGUGCCCCAACUUCUCUUGCAUCCUCCUUGUGAAGAGGGAGGAGUGGAGUCCCCGAGAUGGCUCUGUUCUGCAAAGGGCCUGUACUGUGGACGGGGCCCCCGGGGCUCUUCCUGGUAGUGUCAUCCAAGCUCUGCAUUAAUUCGGAAAGCACCCAGGAGCUUGGGAAGGCUCUGGUGCAGAGAUGUUCAGGUGAUACCUUUAAAACGACCUUCUCGCUGUCGGGAAGGAGUGGGGGGCUUUCCCCGGUGGCCGCUGUGGCCCUGCCCCCCUCAUGGCCAGCAUCACCUCAGCCCAGGUCCAGAUGGGCACAUCCUUUGUCUGCACGCAUUGCCUGUCCCAGGAAAGGCCCCUGGCCCUCCUCCUUCCCGAAUCACGUGGGGUUGCAGCGCUUGCAUCGGGUACCUCAUGGCUGCGAGUGUCGCGGGCGUCACAGAGCCUGAAAGAGGAGCCUUCUAAGCUCCAGCUUGCUUGGUCCCGACAGCCGGCCUGCCAUGGCCCUGCUCCCCUAGAACCUUAGAUAUCCACAGUGAUUUGGUCCUUGUUGCUCCAUCCCAGAGCACACAGCGUGGCCCAUGGUGAAAGCUCCUGGUUGCCCACUUGGGGUCUGCAUGAACCUUCCCAGGCGCGGUCUCAUUCGCUGCUCCUUCCUCCCCCUCGCCUGUUUGCCCAGAUGCUUCAGAGGCCCCUUUUCAGGCUUGUCCUCACCAGCGGUCACCAGCCAACACUCAGGGACGUAGCAAACCACCAUCCUCUAGUGCUUUAAACAGGGAAAGGUAGGAGGCUGGGGACGCACAGAGAUUGAGUUCUCGACUUCUGGGGAGAGCAUCUUGCUUGCUCGAUCUCAUUGAGGCCCCUCGGCUCGCUCAGCCACACGGUCCAAGUUCAGGUCAGGAGACGUCGGGAACGGCCUUGUCAGAGAAGACGCCCCUCCCCGCAGCCGGCCCAGGCGCGAGCUGCACUGCAGCCCUCCCAAAACAUGGUAUGAAUUUUUUAAAUUUGUUUAUUUUUGUUUCUCAACCACUUUAUAAUGUAUUUUUUAAUUUAUUUUGUAAUGUCUUAAGUAUUGCUGCUAUCCUUGUUACUCCUCCCACUGUUUUUAUUGCUGAUUUAUUUUGUGAGAGUUGUACACUAAUGUUCGGUUUUGUCAAAAAUCAAAAGUAUUUAAAGAAAUACUAGUUCUAUUUAAUGUGGUUUUGGAACCAGCUGGAAACACAAAACAGUGAUUGUACAGCAGGCUGGACCCAGAGGUCAGGCUCAUUUUGUUACAUAUGCAAUAAACUCACAACUUUACA